CUUGUGGCCCCUUGGCUGCAACAGAGUAUCUCACUGGCUUUUCUCACAGCCAGCAUCCUCUCACCUCCCCCUCCAGCCUUGGCUAAAUUAGCAAGGCCUUGGUUUACUUUACUUUCAGUUUCUUUUUUGCUGCAGCAUGUGAUUUUUUUUCAAUGUGUGUGGGGUGGUGGUUGUGGUGAUGGGUGGUGGUCAGCUCACAUAAAAGAGGAGCAAAGAGAGUGAGGGAGGAGAGCAGAAGUGAGCCAGAGGCAGCAGCAGAGGAGAGCUGCACUUGAACCUGUCUGUGGGACCAGAUUCGUCUAGAGGUUAGCAGGUUGCUGUGACCCAACCACAAAUGGCUCCCAUUUGUCUGGUGGAAAACCACAAUGAACGGCUGUCAGUGAACCAGAAAGCCAUAGAGAUUCUGGACAAGAUUUCUCAGCCAGUGGUAGUCGUGGCUAUUGUUGGAUUGUAUCGUACAGGGAAGUCCUAUUUGAUGAACUGUCUGGCAGGACAGAAUCACGGCUUCCCUCUGGGCUCUACAGUGCAGUCGCAGACCAAGGGCAUCUGGAUGUGGUGCGUGCCACACCCCACCAAGCCAAAGCACACCCUGGUCCUCCUGGACACCGAGGGCCUAGGGGAUGUGGAAAAGGGUGAUCCUAAGAAUGACUCCUGGAUCUUCGCCCUGGCAGUGCUUCUGAGCAGCACCUUCGUCUACAACAGCCUAAGCACCAUCAACCACCAGGCCCUGGAGCAGCUGUACUAUGUUACAGAACUCACUAAGCUGAUCAGAGCAAGGUCUUCCCCAAAUCCUGAUGGAAUCAAGAAUUCCACAGAGUUUGUGAGUUUCUUUCCAGACUUUGUCUGGACUGUUCGAGAUUUCAUGCUGGAGCUGACGUUAAAUGGGAAAAACAUCACAAGUGAUGAGUACCUAGAGAAUGCCCUGAAAUUGAUCCCAGGCAACAGUCCCAGAAUCCAAGCAUCCAAUUUGCCCAGGGAAUGCAUCAGACAAUUCUUUCCUAACCGGAAGUGUUUUGUCUUUGACCGGCCAACACAUGACAAAGAACUCUUACAAAAACUUGAGACCAUCUCAGAAGACCAGUUGGAUCCUAACUUCCGGGAAGGAACAAAGGCUUUUGUUUCUUACAUCUUCACUUAUGCCAAGAUGAAGACCCUCAGAGAGGGAAUUAAGGUCACCGGGAAUCGACUGGGGACUCUGGUGACAACCUACGUGGAUGCCAUCAACAGUGGAGCGGUACCUUGUCUGGAUGAUGCGGUGACAACUCUGGCCCAGCGUGAGAACUCAGUAGCUGUGCAGAAGGCAGUGGACCACUACAGUGAGCAGAUGGCCCAGAGACUGAGGCUCCCCACAGACACACUCCAGGAGCUGCUGGAUGAGCACACAGCUUGUGAGAAGGAAGCCAUCUCUGUCUUCAUGGAGCACUCCUUCAAGGAUGAGAAUCAGCUGUUCCUGAAGAAGCUGGUGAAAUUAAUAGGUGAGAAGAAAGGGCUUUUUGUGUUGAAGAAUGAAGAAGCAUCGGAUAAAUACUGCCAGGAAGAGCUGGAUCGACUUUCGAAGGAUUUUAUGGAAAAUAUCUCGACAUUUUCUGUUCCUGGGGGACACAGGCUCUACGUGGACAUGAGGGAGAAGAUUGAACGUGACUACUGGCAGGUGCCCAGGAAAGGGGUGAAGGCAAGUGAAGUCUUCCAGAGCUUUCUGCAGUCACAGGUCAUCAUUGAGAGUUCAAUCCUGCAGGCAGAUACAGCCCUCACUGCAGGGGAGAAGGCCAUUGCAGAGGAGCGCACCCAGAGGGAGGCAGCCGAGAAGGAGCAGGAGCUGCUAAGACAGAAGCAGAGGGAGCAGCAACAGUUAAUGGAGGCUCAAGAGAAAAGUAACAAGGAAAACCUAGAGCAACUGAGAGAGAAGCUGGUCCAGGAGAGAAAGCAGCUCAUUGAAGAACAUAACAUGAUGUUGGAGAAGCAACUGAAGGAUCAAAAGGCUUACCUUGAGGAAUAAGCUAUCACAUCAAGUAUAUGAAGCAAAACAGUGGUUCCAUCGUGGACCAUAUCUUAAGAGGAUUUGCUUCAGUGAUUUUUGCUCCCGUUUUACUGGUUGGGGAGGCUAUAAGAGGCAUUGCUUCAUUGUUUAAAUAGGAUUGACUCUUCUUUUGAAGAAAUGAUAGACUGAUAGACACUUUGUUCUAUUUUAAAGCUGCCUGUUUUCCAUUCUCACUCAGUGAUGUUUAAACGUAAAAAGUGCUGAUUGGAGGAUAUCUGUGCCCCACCCACACGAGAUAGAACAUAAUCAAACAUGUCUGCACAGACAAUGCUUGCCUUUAGAGAGCACACAUUUAUUUUUUAAACCAUUCCUGUGGAAGCUAUGCAAUUAGUCAUCACAUGUGAUUACUGUUGGCUAGUUUGACUGGAUAUAGAAUCAGCUAGGAGACAAGGUUUUCCCCACUCCUAUGAGGACCAUGUAGCCUGAUUAGCUUGUGGGGGAUUAUCUCAGGUUAGUAUGGUAGGGAAGCCAUCCUAAGUGUGAGCAGCACUGUUCCUGUGGACUGAAGAUGCAGUAGAAAGAGGAAAGCAAACUGGCCCUACUACUUGUGGCUUCUUGACUGUGGAUGUCAUGCAACCAGCCAGCCUUGACUUCUCUCAGAAUGCAUUCUCCAGUCUUGACAGAAUGUAUCAUCGUGAUACCUGGACCACAACAAACCCUUUAUGAAGUUGCUUUUGUGAGGGUAUUUUAAUCACAGCAAGAGGAAAAGCCAUUGAUAUCCUAACAGUGAUAAGCCUGGAAACUAAGUACUUAAACAUUGCUGAGUCAGAUUGCUAACGGAUUUCAAUAUGACUUGAUCCUGGGGUACUAUAUAGUCAAGAAACAAUGUCAGUCAAGCAAUCUGUAUAAUGAUCUAAACUGAGCUUUAAAAGUAAGGAUGUCUUUAAAAAAUAAAGUCAAAAUACCAUACAA
This is a messenger RNA of Rattus norvegicus (Norway rat), 2950 nucleotides long. Lineage: Eukaryota; Metazoa; Chordata; Mammalia; Rodentia; Muridae. The record is from RefSeq and is a predicted model, not a curated record.